Molecule: messenger RNA, 1273 nt
Organism: Eurytemora carolleeae
Lineage: Eukaryota; Metazoa; Arthropoda; Copepoda; Calanoida; Temoridae
Product: thioredoxin domain-containing protein 5
Exons: 7
Coding region: 136-573 (145 amino acids)
Biological process (GO): protein folding
Cellular component (GO): endoplasmic reticulum
Molecular function (GO): protein disulfide isomerase activity
Source: RefSeq, a predicted model, not a curated record
CAAGAAGAAGAACAAGGUCAAGAAGAAUCAAUAAACCCUGGGGAGGAACUGUACUGCAAACAAAAACAAAAAUCAGGGGUUCGAGAUUAUCUUAAAGGUUUCGCCAAGAGGGUUAUUAUCUGUUCUCUUCUAGUAAUGAUUGGGAGGUCAGCCUGGCCCAAAGUUCAGCCUUAUGUUUGGCCUGAAAUUCCUAGCAAGGAGGGAAAACUGUAUGUUCUAACAGAGAAAUCAUUCCGUGGUCAUGUGAGCCGAGGCGACCAUUUUGUGAUGAUGUAUGCCCCGUGGUGUGGUCACUGCCAGCAACUGAAACCGGUUUGGGAACAGUUGGCGAAGUCCCAAGUAUCUGGCGUAAAGAUCUCCAAGAUUGAUUGUACAGCUAAUCAGGAGAUAUGUAAAUCCUUCCUGGUUCAUGGUUAUCCUACUCUUCUAUACUUCAGGAAUGGAGAAAAUCUAGGAAAAUAUGACGGAGACAAGAGUUUGAACGGACUGAAGAAACACAUCAAGAAAAUGACCAACAAAUCUGACGGAAAAAAAGGAAAGGGGGCAAAAUCGAAACCAUCUCCGGAAUUGUAAGAAAAAAAUUAACAAAAAAGUGUAUUAUGAUUCCAUUCUCAUUUUUUCACCGAUGAAAUAGAUUCUAAAAAAAAAAGUUUCAAUGAUACAUUUUGAAACAAACUACUUAAAAGAUUUGUCAUAAACCAACUUAAUUGGCUAGAGGAAAACAGACUGUAGUGGUCCUAAAUCUCGGUCGUUUUUUCUUCAAAAUAAAGCACAACAAAAUAAAUUUUUUUACUGUUUUCUUUUAAAAUCUGUUAUAUGUUGUUCGCCUAAAAAUAACGGCCAAAAUUAAGCUAAUUACAUUUAUUCUCACUUUUUUAAAUUCGUUCUCUACAAGAUUUUCAGAAAUGUCUCACUUGUGAUAAAUAAUGAUAAAAUAUGUUCAUUGUGUACAAUUUUUUUUAUCAUCCUAUAAUUGUUUUCAUUAAUAUUAUUACGGAAACAUGUACACAGAAUAAUACUGUAACAUGUACUUAUAGGUACAUUGUAUAUUCCUGAUGUUCACUGUAUAGCAAGGUUGUAAAGUAAGGUUAGAUACUGUGGAUGCUGUCAAAUGUACUAAAAUAUGUCUUCUUCAUAGCUUGUGACGUUGUUGUUAAGAGGGGGGAAUAAUUUCCUCCACUUGUCAGUUGAACAAAGCGGAGAAAAUCCUUCCCCUUCUCUCUCUAGCAACGUUGUCAGUUGUCACUUAAUCUUCUGCCAGUAUUCAGUUACU